AUGCCUUUAAACAAACUUCCCGGAUUGGCCCCACCCGAGCCUCCACCCAAUUCUUCUUGUUCUCCGCUUUCGUCCGCGGCUUCUGGGACUGGAUCGGGAAGUGAGGAGCUGACCGAGUCGGAUUCUAGCUCGGAUGAUUUGACUCGUGCUGCAUUAUCCCAAUCGAGAUCGGCCUCUCGUCGUCAACCUAGAUCGGAUGCCCGAUCUUCGACCCCGAACCCCUCUCCGGCCGCUCGGGUUGUUCCCGCUUCUCCCGCAGCUACUGCGUUGGCUCAAGCACUGUUGCGUUCGCCUUCUCCAGACGUCCCGGAGCCUCGUUAUCUUUCGUACCCAUCCACUCCGGUCGCGGCUGUCCCCGUAGUCGAAAUUCAAGAUAAUGGCGGCGUAGAAGACGUGGAGGUAUCGCCGAUAGGGGAGACACACAGCGAGACUGGCUCUGUUAGUCCGCCUCCGGAGUCCACUGCGCUUUCGGAUCGCCAUUCGUCCGAUAGCGAAAACAGCAUCACCCUUCCGGCACGCCAAGUGGCUAACAGAGUUUUCUCUUCCGUGGACUUCGACAAUCUUCCGCCACUCCAGCAACCACGGGAUCGGUGGAUUCCCAACUAUCUGGCGCCCUCCCGACGGGUAGCUUCCGAGAUCGCUCCAUGGUCCGUUUCGCGGAUCGCGAUGGUUUGCGUGAGGACCAUGACCAUUGAGCUGUUGUUUCACCACUACUCCAAACCCAGGGAAUUUUCUGUUUCCCUUCUACAAUCAUGGACGAGCUCCGCCUACGGGGACUUGGGCUUCUGGGCUGAUCUCGCGGCAACACAUCGAGGCUCUUUACGCUUUAGCCCCUUGGGAUAA
This is a messenger RNA of Peronospora matthiolae, 843 nucleotides long. NCBI's taxonomy places the organism in Eukaryota, Oomycota, Peronosporomycetes, Peronosporales, Peronosporaceae. The record is from the annotation of a GenBank genome assembly.